This is a messenger RNA of Ogataea angusta, 1533 nucleotides long. RefSeq lists its product as uncharacterized. Gene Ontology annotation, molecular function: translation initiation factor binding; inositol hexakisphosphate binding; phospholipid binding. Bases 1 to 1533 code for a protein of 510 amino acids. NCBI's taxonomy places the organism in Eukaryota, Fungi, Ascomycota, Pichiomycetes, Pichiales, Pichiaceae. Gene Ontology annotation, biological process: regulation of translational termination; poly(A)+ mRNA export from nucleus; regulation of translational initiation. Gene Ontology annotation, cellular component: nuclear pore cytoplasmic filaments; cytoplasm; nuclear pore. The transcript has a single exon. The record is from RefSeq and is a predicted model, not a curated record.
AUGCGAUUUACGCCCCACCGAAACCCGCAGUUCCAGUACGAUUCUGGCGAGCCCGUGUCGGGGUACGACUCAUUGUCAGACACAGAGGACGAGAUCGAAGAUUUGGGACAGGUGCUGGACACACUGGACCUGAAAAGCCGGUUUGACUACGUGCUGAAGAUGUGCGAUUUCGAGGACGGGAGCCCGUCUCCGGAGGUGGUAGACCGCACGAGGGAGUCUUCUGUUGAUGCGGACGAGGACGAGGUGGCAACGAAGGACGAUUUCGACCCACUGGGGUAUUUCACGAGCAUGUUGUCUGAACGGCUAGAGCAGAGUAAAGAGCGAGUUUUGCAUGUUAUAGAAGCCGAAGAGGAGCGCAAGAGGCUGGAGGAGGAGCGGCGCAAGGAGGAGGAGCGCAGAAAGGCGGAGGAGGAGUGCAGGAGAAAGGAAGAAGAACGCAGAAGGAUAGAAGAAGAAGAACGCAGGAAGAAGGAUGAGGCCGAGAAAAAACGGCAGCUGGAGCUCGAGCAGGCGAGAAAGCGCAAGGAGGAGGAAGAGCAGAAGAAGGUGGAGGACGAGAAUCGUCGAAGGGAGGCCGAAGAGGCCGCCAAGAAGGCCGAGUACGGCAAAACCAACUAUGUGGCUGUUGAACAGCAGUUCUUCAAGUACAAGCAAGAUAUCGCAGACAUCAAGCGAGACGUUGUGGAGAAAAUGAAGGAGCCGGCCAACAAGGAGCUCAAGAAGCUUGUGGGCGUGCAGAAGCGCAAGAUCAACCCGAAGUUUGGCCAGCUGACGAACAGCGAGCCGCAAUGGCAGCGGAUCAUGUCGCAGAUCCACGGGCUGGUCACCGAGGCCAAGAGCAACGAGCUGGCGUACAGAUGGCUGCUGAACUUCAUGGCCAAGGCGAUCAUUUCGCAGGCAGAGACAGAGGUGACUGUGAAGCCGGACAGCGCAGUUCCGCUGGCGAAACUCGCUCUGAAUCUGCUGAUUGUGUUUCCGGAGUUCGAGUACUACCUGCUGGCGCGGUUUGUCAAGAAGUGUCCGCUCGUGAUUGGCUACACGUGCACGAUCGACACAGAGGAGGGCCGGCUGCGUAUGGGCUGGAAACGGAAGGCAGACGGCAAAUGGGAGGAGGAUAUCCAGUACGACGAGCGGCUUUCUGGCAUAGCGACGGUGUACGCUGUGAUGUGUCGGCUGCAGAUCGACGCGUCGUUCCUGGGCUGCGACGCGGCCCAGACCAGACACCCGCUUCCGAUAUCGCGAGCAUGGACGAUGAUGAGCCGGCUGGUGAACUUGCCGCUGGAGCUGGCCACCAACGUGCACUUCGCGGUGGCCGGGAUGUGGUGGGACUCGUGCGCAGCGCAGAUAUGCGCCGCGUACGGCAGACAGGGCGCAAAACUGCUGCGGGUCACGUGCGCCGACUGGACGCAGGCCGUAGCCGAGCGCAAGUACAGCGGGGCGGCUCGGUUGCGGCUGCUUGGCGAGGAUUGGCAGCGGGGCGGCGAGCUGAAGCAGUUCAAGGGCAUGACGAGCGAGGACGUGCCUGAUAGCUAG